AUGAGGAAAGCUUGCAUUGUACCAGGUUGUACUUUAAGUGCAAAAACACCUAUACAUAAGUUUCCAAAAGAUCCUGGUGAACGUUUGUCAUGGCUCGAAAGUAUUAAAAUUAAAGAUAUAGAACACGUCAUUAGCAAUUUAAGACAUCAAGUAUGUGUUUGCUACAAACAUUUUCAUGAAGAAGAUUAUAUUUAUUCACUCACUAGACGCAAAUUAAAAGAUGAUGCUACACCUUGCAUAAAUAUACCCAGUAGAAUCAAAUGUAUAGCAGCAAAUUCUAAUAUUGAUUCUGAAGACAUGGAAAUAUCUGCAUGUAAUGUAGAAUUUUGUCCAGACAGUGUUACAUUGGAACCACUGCAGCUAGGAUUUGAACGAUAUCAGACAUAUAUCUUAUAUAGAAGAGCAUGACAUGAACAGUAACAUAUCAUCUAAAGUGAUGCAACAUGUUACAAAUGAACAUGUUACAAAUUUUGUAUCUGAAACACUGUAAGUACAAGUGAAGAACAAGACGGUAAUGUACGUACAUUUAAAUGAAAGACGUUGCUACAAGAUUGUCGAAGACAAGCGGAUCUAACAUCAAAAGCAGCCAGAUUGUACAAAAUAGCAACAAACAUUGUAAAAAAGUAAAAAUAUACAAAUGCACAAAAUGUUGAUUGAGGAAGAAAUUGAGAGCAGGUCAAUGUGUUCAGAAUAUAAAAUUUAUUAAUCAAUAUGAAGGACUGUCCCAAAGCCAAAGAACAUUAAUUUUAAUGCAAUUACGGACUGCCUAAUAGCCAUGUCAUGUGAGUAACAGUAUAAAGGUAAAAAUAAGUUAGAAGAAAAAUUACUGAAGUUAAUAAAAGAAAGAAUAUAUAAAUAAAUGGCAUCUGUGUACAGUGCGCAAUUACAUUCUGUAAAAACCGAACAUAGUUAACAAUAUACAUUUAUGUACACUCGUGAACUAAAAGGUAUGGCACCGAUUUUUUGUUGACUUCGGAACGCGCUCCAACUUGAGGAGAAAG
Harpegnathos saltator (Jerdon's jumping ant) is the source of this 1001-nucleotide messenger RNA. RefSeq lists its product as uncharacterized. NCBI's taxonomy places the organism in Eukaryota, Metazoa, Arthropoda, Insecta, Hymenoptera, Formicidae. The record is from RefSeq and is a predicted model, not a curated record. The transcript is spliced from 3 exons. The coding region runs from base 1 to 408 and encodes 135 amino acids.